This is a messenger RNA of Phytophthora infestans T30-4, 4830 nucleotides long. RefSeq names its product DNA polymerase delta catalytic subunit. Lineage: Eukaryota; Oomycota; Peronosporomycetes; Peronosporales; Peronosporaceae. Gene Ontology annotation, biological process: nucleotide-excision repair, DNA gap filling; base-excision repair, gap-filling; DNA replication proofreading. The record is from RefSeq and is a predicted model, not a curated record. The transcript has 4 exons. Bases 1 to 4830 code for a protein of 1609 amino acids. Gene Ontology annotation, molecular function: DNA binding; nucleotide binding; 3'-5'-DNA exonuclease activity. Gene Ontology annotation, cellular component: delta DNA polymerase complex.
AUGGCUCCUAUCUCCACGAAGGCGAGCUCGUGGCCCCGCAAGUCCUUGGCGCCGAUAGACCCGAGUGCAGAUUCUGUGUCUUUCCAGUGGAUUGACAUCGACAUGUACGACGGCCCUCCCCUAAAGAUGAACCCUAAGAAAGGGGCGCCUGUGCCUGGACUCAAAGCCUCAGACGACAGCAGCCAGAACGCAGCUAUUAUCCGCCUUUAUGGUGUCACUAUGGAGGGCCACAGCGUCCUCAUGCACGUACAUGGUGUUCUUCCGUAUUUCUACGCUGUCUGUCCUGAUAACUUCGACGAGAGCAAGUGUGGUGAAGUGCGGGCGGCGCUAGACGCAGCGGUGAGCCAGCGGGACCGAGACAGCAGCAGCAAUGCUCGCGUCGUGGGCGUCCAGGUCGUAAGAGACAAGAUGUCCAUCUAUGGCUACCAAUUUGACCGCAGGACGACGCUCUUCAAGAUCUUUUUGAGUAUGCCCAGCUACGUCCCCAAACUGAGGAGCGCACUGGAAGGAGGACUUACUCUUCCCGGCUGUGACUUCCGCAACUACCAGACAUACGAGAGCAAUGUGCCAUUUAUUCUCCGCUUUAUGAUCGACGAAGAGAUCAGAGGAUGCAACUGGGUGGAAGCCCCUACAGGAACAUAUUCCGUGCGCUCUGCAGCACAGAAGAAGUCGCUGUGUCAGUUGGAAAUCGACAUCACGUACGACAACCUUGUGAGCCACGCACCCGAGGGGAAAUGGGGAAAAGUGGCGCCAUUCAGGAUCUUGAGCUUUGAUAUCGAGUGUAUGGGCCGGAAGGGCCACUUCCCAGAGGCGGAGCAGGACCCAGUAAUCCAGAUCGCCAAUGUUGUGCAGGAGCAGGGCUCUCAUACGCCAAUUAUCCGCAAUGUGUUCGUGCUGGACACCUGUAAGCCUAUCGUGGGUGCUCACGUGAUGGAGUUUGAGAAGGAAGGAGAUAUGCUGGAGAGUUGGGCUCGCUUCGUGCAGGAAGUGGACCCUGAUAUCAUCACCGGCUACAAUAUCGCUAAUUUCGACAUCCCUUACGUGCUCAACCGAGGCAAAGCGCUCAAGCUGCAGAACUACAAUCUCCUGGGCCGUUUGGCGAACUCAGCGGCGUAUAUGGAGAAGAAAACCUUCAGCUCAGCGCAAUAUGGCAAGAGUGAGAACGUCAAGACGACGAUCCACGGACGCUGCAUGUUCGAUCUGCUGCCGAUCAUGCGUCGCAGUCAGAACUUGAGCUCGUACUCGCUGAAUGCCGUGAGUGCCGCGUUCCUUGGCCAACAAAAAGAAGACGUGCCUCACGGAAUCAUCAGCGACUUGCAGCGAGGAACAGAUGACGAUCGUCACCGUCUCGCAGUGUAUUGUCUGAAGGAUGCGUACCUGCCGUUGCGACUGCUGGACAAGCUUUCGUACCUCGUCAACUUCAUCGAAAUGGCUCGAGUAUCUGGCGUUCCGAUUGACUUUCUAAUUGAGCGAGGUCAGCAGAUCAAGGUGUUUUCAAUGCUUCUACGCAAGUGCAAGGACGCGUCCCUUGUUGUGCCGACGCUUCCUCGGUCGCAGAACAAUGAAGAUGUUGGAUACGAAGGUGCUACAGUUAUUGAGCCUAAGAAGGCCUUCUACUCGGUGCCUAUCGCGACGCUAGAUUUUGCCUCGCUGUAUCCGUCGAUCAUGCAGGCUUUCAACUUGUGUUACUCAACACUCGUAGCGCCUGGAGAUGUGGACAAACUGGCUCCGGGCGACUAUGAGAAAUCCCCAUCAGGUGACAUCUUCGUGACUAGCAAGAAGAAGAAGGGAAUCCUACCGCUGAUUUUGGAGGAAGUGCUGGCAGCUCGUAAGCAGGCAAAGCGAGACAUGAAUGCCGCCACGGACCCGAUGGAAAUAGCCGUGCAGAAUGGUCGACAACUUGCACUGAAGGUCAGUGCCAACUCUGUCUACGGUUUUACAGGCGCAAUAGUUGGCCAGAUGCCGUGUAUCCCCAUCGCGUCCAGUACGACCGCUUAUGGUCGUCAGCUGCUGUUCCGAACGCGAGAAGAAGUUGAGCGUGAGUAUACAAUUGCAAAUGGCUACAAGGCGGACGCUCAAGUGGUGUACGGGGAUACGGACUCCGUCAUGAUCAAGUUCGGCGUCGACACAGUGGAGGAAGCCAUGCCGCUUGCUGAAGAGGCUGCCAAGCGUGUGUCUGACAUUUUCCCCAACCCAAUCAAGCUUGAAUUCGAAAAGGUAUACUUCCCAUACCUGCUGAUGAACAAGAAGCGAUACGCUGGUUUGCUCUGGACGAAGCCUGAGACGUACGACAAGCUGGACUCAAAGGGUCUGGAGACUGUGCGUCGUGAUAACUGCUUGCUGGUGCGACGUAUGGUGGACACUGUGCUGCGCAAGAUCCUCAUCAAUCGUGACGUACCAAGUGCCAUCUCAUACACGAAGAAUAUUAUCUCGGAUCUCCUGCAGAACCGCAUUGAUAUCUCGCUGUUGGUGAUCACAAAAGGCUUAAAAAAGACGGUGGAUCAGGAUGACUAUAAGGUGAAGCAAGCUCACACGGAGUUAGCGGAACGUAUGCGCAAGCGUGACCCAGGGUCGGCUCCAGCACUGGGUGAGCGUAUCGCUUACGUGAUUAUCGACAAGGGUAAAGCCACUCCGCUGUAUGAGAAGGCUGAGGACCCAGUGUAUGCACUGGAGAACAAUAUCCCCAUCGAUUGCGACUACUACAUGAAGCAGCAGCUGCAGAACCCGCUCGAGCGUAUCUUUGAGCCCAUUAUCGGUUUGAGCAAGGUCAAGUCCGAUCUCCUCAACGGUGCCCACACCCUCAAACGUUCCAAGCCUGUGCUAAAGCAGAACAGCGGUGGCAUGAUGAAUUUCGCAGUCAAGAAACUCAAGUGUCUGGGCUGCAAGGCCCCGCUGAAUGGGAAGGGCGCUCUUUGCCGCAGUUGCGUUGAGCGCGAGGCGGAGGUUUACUCGCGCCAACUCCUGUCGGUCAACGAGCUGGAGCACAUGUUUGCGCGGCUGUGGACCCAGUGCCAGAACUGUCAGGGCAGCCUGCACCAAGAUGUCUUGUGCUCCAGUCGCGAUUGCCCGAUCUUCUACAAACGUAUUAAGGUGCAGAAAGACCUCGGAGAAGCCCAGGCGUCAUUGGAGCGAUUCCAAUCUGUGGACUGCACCAAAAACGUUCUGGCCGCAAGAUCUGGAAAUAGAAUUCGUUCUCAUUCGACCCAUCCCCUCGCAAGCUUCGUCCUGAACUUCUUUUUCAUUCUGCAAGUUGCCUCGGCUCACUCAGUGCAUAUGGCGACACCCACGCUGCGCCACGACCAGCUCCAUCCCACGCUGCGCUUCCCACCGCCAGCCCUAAUCGACUUUGCUACGACACGACCUGCGCCGCAGUGGUCGGCGACGAACGAUCACCUGCGAGCAGAUUCCGUAUCCAGAUUUAGAAGAGCUACCGAUCUUGACCACUACCCCGUGUUGCCCAAGAUCGCGUCGCUCCUAAAGUGCAGCAGUAGCAACGUAGAGCUUCGGAAUUUGCCGCCUCCAGUCGAGAAAGAGACGAUGAAAAAUCACAAGAGGACAGAAACAGCAGAAGGAGGGAGACCCCCGAGGAUCUACGAAUCGAUUGCAGCCAGGUCCCCUCGCAGCAUCUUGGGAGCCGACAACCGAGCACGAUGUGUCUCUCCUUCCGGUCUCGACUGGUAUCACCAGAUCUGCCCAGAGUUCGGAGUCGCACUUGUCGCUGUCAGUACACCUGCCAUCGUUUCGACAGCGCCGCUCUCCACGCCAGCAGUGCGCCGAGUGCGCGACGAUCCCACAGAGCGUCUUAUCUAUUACCAGCACAAACUUCACAUUCCAGCCGAGAUUCCGGUGAUCCAUGAGACGCUCUUAAGUAUCCCGAGGAAGCAGGCAAGAGCGACCAGACCCCAACGUCAAUGGUCUCCCUCACACACGCAUCCCGUUCACUAUGAGCGACAUGACGAGGAGAUCGACCCGAGUAGUCGGAAACGACGUCGCUUGAUGACCUCCCCGACACCAACAUUUCCUUCUCGUAAACCUCUCUACGAGUCUGAGUACGGGCUUACUAUACUGGAAACAUCCAAGCCACUCAUGCGAUCACGAUACCCUCCCAGCCUAGAAUCUGUUGUACAGGAAGGAGAUGGCCUCGUCUCUCGACGGUGCUACGCCCGGACCGACUCGAAUCAUUUUCAGAAAGCCAAGCUGUCGUCCCCUAUGGACUACAGCGAGAGUGAGAGGAGAUUUAGAACGAAUGAUGUUACUGAGGCCAGCACACCCCGCGUUCAAACCAUCGUGGAAAAGUGCGAGUCAACUUCGUUGGCGACGUUGGUGCUGAAAUCCAAGGAGUUUCUCCAGUCCAAGAACCUCGUGCGCAAUCGCCACGAUGAGAUCGAUUGGGUUGCAACGUUUCUAAACGUUGGUUUUGACUCGUCGAGUAUCUACGCUCUCAUGUGUCCGCUACGCAGAGGACGUUGGAAAUCCGAGGAAGAAAACUACACGAUGGGGUUGCUUCGUCUCAUUGAGAACGGUACAAUUCUCCUGCGUCACGGCCAGAGUAUUCGAGGUUUCAUUGGCGAGAAGCUGCACAGCGACGAUAUGCGAGUGCUCAAGAAAUUGAGUAACUGCAAGAUGUUCCACUUCGCUAAGCUCAUCAACCCGAGACUUGCAGAGGAGGAGAGGCUGGACAUGAAUGUGGAAGAUGCUCAGGCCAAGCUGGAGCAACUAGACCAACUCAAGGACGAGUUCUUACGCUCGGUGCAGCUAGAGGCGCUCGUUGCUGUGCGCAAACAUCUCAGCGACAACUCCCUGCGCGAGCUACUUAACGUGCGUGCCUAA